Molecule: messenger RNA, 4209 nt
Organism: Larimichthys crocea (large yellow croaker)
Lineage: Eukaryota; Metazoa; Chordata; Actinopteri; Sciaenidae
Gene: cxiiih6orf47
Product: chromosome XIII C6orf47 homolog
Exons: 3
Coding region: 675-1595 (306 amino acids)
Source: RefSeq, a predicted model, not a curated record
UUAUUUUGAAAGUUGACCGGAAGUCCGACCGUGAUCUCUUUGUUCUGGUAAUUAAACGUUUCAGUCGACUUGGUCAGACCUCCCUCCCUCUUUCUUUCUCUCUCCCUCUCUCCCUCCUCUUGUUUGGCUGUUACCUCCACCUUUGAGGCUUUUAUCGUUUCCAACACGGAGAAGUUUUGACGAACUUCAUCCGUGUCGUCGAGAUAUUUGACGCCGACGACGCGGGGCACCAACUCAAAAAGCUAACGACUGCUAAAGGUAUGAAGAGUGAAGCUGUGUGUUUCUGGGGAUGCUAAAAAGAAAAGAAAAGUUUGGAACAUCAACCCUAGUUAGUUAGUUAGCUGUGGUUAUCCUAACUAACCUAGUUAUUUCAGGCACACCUUGCUGAGUUAUUGAGACUAACCUUGGCAGCUCCCAAAGAUUGUUUAUAAAAACCAGAGACAUGUAGACGAGGAGGACGACUUAUAAAUGUGGUAAAGUCAUUCAAGGGAGUGAUGUAAGGAGGGGUCGCCCUGGUAUUUUUUUUAUGAUUAACCGGUUAAAAACACACCCACAGGUGUGUCUUUGUCACCUGAAGACUCGUGAACAAGUAGCACGACUUCACGUCUGAACUGGCAGAGCUGCCCGGACGACUCGAUCAAAAACCCGAUAUUCAAGCUCUAGUGAGGAAAGCAAUGACAGCUGUGGUGGGCAGAGCGUGGGGGUGGGCUCGCUCCUGGGGCGGCGGCGGUGCAUCGUCGGGGAAAACCACAACAGUGGUAGUUGAAGGCCAGAAGCAAGGCGGUGGAAGCGGUGGAGGCCUAAGGGGGUGGACCACAUGGAUCUGGGGAGGGUGGAGACGACAAAGUGACCAAAGUAGCACAGUGGAAGAGUUCUGGGAGGCGCAGGAGAAGCUUCAACCCAUGGAGAUUGAAGAUCUCGGUGCGGGGAAACAAGAGACGGAGGCAACUUCGGAACAAGGUUCAAGAUUGUGGAAGUAUCUCCCAACUUCUUACCUCUGGUGGCCGAGAAAGACGGACGCAAGCGGAUUAAGACGGAGGAAAGGUCGGGGCGGAGAUGUCUGGGACCGGGAUGUCGAUGGAGACUUUUCCGACUACGGUACACCUCCUCCAUCUCCAACACCUCCUUCCUCUCAGCUGACGUCCCCUUUUCGACUCUUUGCCAGCGGCUGGAAGAUGGAAAUCCUGCCGGAGCACCAUGAGAUCUGCUUCAACUUCCUCCGCCACUUGUUUGACCUGUUUGUCGUCGGCUUCCUGUGGACUGUGUCCCCUCCUGCCAAGCUGAUCUUGGAGGUGUUGGGGGUCCAGGGACCGCUGAGGCUGUGGUUUCACGGGAUGGCCAUGUUUUUUGUCUCCACAGUCGGGAUGGCGGGAUUACUCUGGUUGGUCCAGGAGUAUCUCCCUCAGUUUGCUCUGAUCUACGGCAUCAUACAAGCGUUGGUGAUCUCUGUCAGUGUUCGACAGAGCGUGAUCUUUAGCGUGGAGGAAGAAAAAGAAGAAAAGGACGAGGAGGGCAAAGAGACAGAGGAGACGAAAGACAGUAGAGAACAUACAGAAAAGCUUGUGUCUGUCAAGGACAAGAUGAAGACAAGCUAAACUCGAGAUGACGACAAGUUGCUGUCUAUUCAGGAGUCCACCUGUACGAGACCUCCACCAAGUGUUUGACAUCACAGCAGAGGGACGACACAGAGACUGUUUCACUGCGCCGCUGUGUUCCGCAGUGCGACUUAAACAUUGUGUUGCACACUCAUUACAAACUCAUAGAAGUUGUACUUUUGUCACUUUAUAUUUGACACUAUUGAUCUUGCAUUCUACAGAGAGGUUUAGUCUCACUGGUGUUAAUGUCUGUUCCUGUCAUCAGGGUCUGAAAUGCAGAAGAAUAACACUCAUUUCAUUUUGUAUCCAUGUUUUGUUGUUGUUGUUCUUGUUCUGUGACCCUUUUACUUCUGAUUUACCGCGUGACAGUCACCUGCUUUGGGACUAGGUGAUCGGUGCGUUCAUGACAUCCAAAGGCACAGCCUGAGUAAGCAGGAAAGAGGAAAGAACUGCAAACCACUGCAUUAAAAAAAAAACUCGGCAAAGGCAGCGAAGUUCAGACAAACUAGGGAAAUAUCACAGAGCCCCUGAACGUCACGUCAAAGAGGUAAGAGCUCAGACUCGCUGUGGGAUAAACCUAAAAAGUAACGUCCAAGUUUGGACCAGUUUACUUUGACGCUCGCCGUCAUCUUUCCCUCUUGAGGUACAGUCACGUUACACGUCUUACUCUGCACAAAUAUUCAUCCCAUCUUUACUUAAUCUGAAGCUCAGACAGCAGAUGAAUUCAAGCAUCCUUAAAAACACCCUUGAAUUUGUCCAUCGUUCUUUGUUGACCACUACGAUGUUAAGUUAUUCCUUCAAGAUAUUUACACUGCGAUAUGGUUCCGUUAGUCUGUGAUAGUUCUGCUUAAUAUUUAUUCAUGUUACCCAUCCCGUUCCUUUGUUUCGAAUGUGUUCGUGCCUUUUCAGUGGAGCGAAAAAUCAGAAUUUGACGAGGGAAGAAGCCUGAGAAGGAGGGAUGGGCAAGUAGCAACCAUCACACCUGACGUAGAGGUCUACACCUGUAAAUUAAGCACACACACACAUACAAGAGGAAUAUGCCAUAUUAAAGCCAUAAAAUCUCAGAUUUUGAGAGUUAUUGAAUAAAACUUAAAGAAAGUGGCUUCAGCGCUCAGCUGUGACGGUUGCUACUUGUUUAAAACAAAUCAAACAUUCACCUGAAUCUGUUUUGUACUUUAUAUAUUUUCCCUGUCUCACCUGUGAAGGAGGCACCUUCAUGACAUCACACCGAGAUUCCUCAGAUACGAGCCCCGCAGGAGCAUGUUUGCAUCAUUGUUUCUUGUUGGAUGUAUCAGUUUAGAGAUUGUAAGUACUGACACGAUGCCUGCAAAACUUUAUAAUGUGAUCUCUGUACACAGUUGUUUUUCUUGCCUUAUGUCACACUCUGUGCCAUGAUGUUGCUUGUUUGACACUUUUACAUUUCUUACGUUUUUAUGAAUGCUUAAGAUUUCCAACAAUCAUCGCCUGUGUCACCAUAACAAUGCGAUUUUUCAAAUGAAGCCAUUUAAUCUAAUUUGUGUGCACAUGAUUCGUGAUUUAGGACAAAAUUUGACUAAAAAUGUUCAAAUCCAAUUUGAAGAAAAAUGCAUAACUACUGCUAAAGUCAAAUAAAGUGAGUGACAAAGUACUUUUCAGCGUACUCCUGAGCCUAACACUGCUGUAACGACAUGAAAUUGAAUUAUCUAAUUUCCGAAUUGGCUGAAAUGAAUUAACAGCUAUAAGAUCUAUUGAGUGGAUCGAGAGGAAACGCAUUUAAAUGUAAUAUAUUAUGUCAGCACGACAUAAGAAGUAUGUGACGUGCAUUUUUCUGAAGCUUAUUUCAUAGAAAAUCUAGAAAACGAUCAAAUAACUGGCAGAUUACUCGAUGGGAAUAGAUAGUUGCAGCCCUGUAUGAAAAUGUUUUGCAGUAUUACAACUGAAAAUAACUUGUAAAUCAUCUUUGUCCUCAUCAAGUUGUUAACAGAAUUCCUGAAAGAGCUCUGAGAGUCUCUUGAUAUUAUGACAAUUCAUUAUUUUUGGUCCAGAGUCUGCCAAUUUUUUAAAAAAGUCUUUCACUUUCAUUGUUAUUUCAGCAGUGUUAUACUAACUUGGAAUUAUUUGUCAUUGUUUUCAUGUUCAGGUGUCAGUGUUGAUGCAUUUUCAAACAUAAAAAUUGGAUUUUGUUGUUUCACGUGUGCACACGAAUUAAAUUUAAAUUUCAAGGUUUCAUUUCCAAAGGGAGAACGUCUUGGGUCUUUUUGAUACGGCACCAAAUUUUUAUCAACAAUUUGAAUCCCAAGACUGCAACUCUCCUCUGUCUUUUAUCCAUUAGUUUGCUUACACGGAGCUUUUAAUCGCUGUAGUAUAAAAGCUGAUGAUCCCUGGUAAGGAAAGCUAUUUUUAUAUACACACCUAACGAGUGCAGGAUCACUGUAGCUAAGAAGAAGUCUGUCCAGCUUCCUUAAAUAAGGAGGAAGGACCUCACGACACCCGUGAUGUAAUUUUAACUCGGGAACAAGUAGUCAGACGAAGUAUCUGCUGUGAUCUAUAACUGUACAUCUAAUUUAUAGCCAUGUUGAACCCAGCGCUACACUGAAGUUAAAUGCUUCUAUACCGGCUGAAUAAAUCUGAUCCU